This is a messenger RNA of Pocillopora meandrina, 588 nucleotides long. NCBI's taxonomy places the organism in Eukaryota, Metazoa, Cnidaria, Anthozoa, Scleractinia, Pocilloporidae. The record is from the annotation of a GenBank genome assembly.
AUGCUCUUUCCGAGGAAGAUAAGGAAAAAAGUUUUCAAUGACUGGCCAAGUUCAGCUAGCGGGCCAACAGGAGACAAGAAAGACUUUGUGAAGAAAUGUAUUGGUAAAAAACAAUACAAAUUACUUUGAAACCUCUCAUGAAAAAGGAGAGCAAGAUGCAGCUCACUCACAUAUAAAAAAAAAGAUCAGCCAAGUAGUUCUCAACAGGACUGACACCAUCAAGAGUGCUAAGGCCAUGCAUGAAUACCUGGAAGUCAACUUCAUAUAGCCUGCUUCAAAUGCAGCUCACUUAAAGCAGUCUUCUUCUAUGUACCAUCUGAAGGGGAAGAGGCUGUUUCUAGAAACAGAGAUGGAAGAAAAUUUAAAAAGAUAAAGGGAAUCAGGCAAUGGCAUCGUGUUAAGUCUUCAGCCCUGCAAGAAAAAGUGUUGGUCCAACACCUUUCCUGCUAGUGCAUUAAUUGCAUUAUGAGUAGGGAGGCUCAUUGUGCAAACAAGGCAUUGAUGAAUGAUUGGAAAGAGGUUAGCAUUGCUACAGAUGGCUCAGUGGCAACAACCAAGCAAGCCAGAGAGAAUACCCUUGACCAUGAC